Molecule: messenger RNA, 2291 nt
Organism: Quercus lobata
Lineage: Eukaryota; Viridiplantae; Streptophyta; Magnoliopsida; Fagales; Fagaceae
Gene: NS2
Product: asparaginyl-tRNA synthetase 2
Exons: 9
Coding region: 190-2100 (636 amino acids)
Biological process (GO): asparaginyl-tRNA aminoacylation
Cellular component (GO): mitochondrion
Molecular function (GO): ATP binding; asparagine-tRNA ligase activity
Source: RefSeq, a predicted model, not a curated record
UGGAAGUUGGGAACUCCUCCUUCCCGCGAAUACCCAACGCUUGAAAAGAUUCCAAACCAAACAAAGCCUCCCACCUCUUUCUCUCUGUUUCUCUCUAAUGCUAUCCAAUGUUGCACAAACCAAAACUCGCAGACAAUCCCUUUCCUUCUCCUUCAACCUCUCCCUCCUCUGCAUCACUUCUCACUCAAGAUGGCCACCGAACAACAACAACAACAACAAGAGCAGCCACAACAUGAACAACAAAAACAACAAGAAGAAGCUGCAGCCAUGCUGGUUGCAGUGACUACUUGCAAGUACUCCAACCGGGUCUUAUUGAAAACCAUAUUGGAGCGUGAUGAUGGUGGUGUGGGAUUGGUUGGUGAGAGAGUUUUGAUAGGGGGGUGGGUCAAGUCUUCUAAAGAGGAGACUAAAGAGCCCGUGCCACCGCAACUGCCACCACCACCACCACAAGCUGUUGAAAAAGAGUCUAAAGUCGAAAUUAGCUGUGUCGAAAUCAUUCAGUCUCGUAUACCAUUUUUCCGGUCCAUCAUAAAUGUUUUGGGGAUUGGAAAUUACCAUGCUCGUGAGAAGUUGGAGAAGCCGGCUCCUAGGCCGCUGCUGCCACCACUCCCUUCCAUUGCUUUCUUGCGAGUUAGUGAUGGUUCAUGUGUUGCAACUCUUCAGGUUAUUGUAGCCUCCAGUAUAGCUCCUCCCUGCCAGCUCCUGCCUAUUGGAACUUGUAUAUUGGUAGAAGGUGUAUUGAUGCAGCCAUCGGUACCGAGAAAACAUGUUAUCGAGCUUAAAGUGGAGAGAAUUCUUCAUAUAGGGACAGUGGAACAUGAUAAGUAUCCAUUAUCAAAGAAAAAAGUACCAUUUGAAAUGUUAAGGAAUUAUUCCCAGUUUCGACCUCGGACAACCACGGUGGCAUCUGUCGUGAGAAUCAGCAAUGCCCUGACUUUCGCGACUCACACAUUCUUCCAAAACCAUGGCUUCCUUUAUGUGCAAGUACCCAUUAUCACGACCACAGACUGUGAAGGAUUUAGUGAAAAAUUCCAGGUUACAACUCUUCUUGGAAAAGCAGAUAUAAAGGUGAAGCCAAACACCCAUAAUGACACCGAUGGAGUUAGCCCUGAAGUUAUUAAGUCUGCUGUAGAGGAGAAAAGUAAGGUAAUUGAAGAACUAAAGAGGAGUGAAAGCAACAAGGAAGCACUGACAGUUGCAGUUCAAGAUUUUCAUAAAACAAAUGAACUAGCAUCACAGUUAGAAGCAAGAGAAAAACCAAAACCUGGAACUUCACUGAAGGCUGAUAUUAACUUUUCUGAAGAUUUCUUUGCCCGCCAAACUUACCUAACUGUUUCUGGUCGCCUACAUCUGGAGAGCCAUGCAUGCGCCCUUGGAAAUGUUUACUCAGUUGGACCCAGGUUUAGAGCAGAUUCUACAAAACGUGUGGCAGAGAUGUCAAUGAUUGACAUUGAAAUGGCUUUUUCACAGUUAGAGGAUGCCAUGAGCUGUGCGGAUGACUUUUUCAAGUUCCUUUGCAAAUGGAUUUUGGACAACUGUUCUGAAGAUUUGAAAUUUUUUUCAAAACGAAUUGACAAACCCUGCAUUGCUCACCUUCAAUCAAUGAUAUCAACUACAAUUGAAAAGAUUUCCUACACUGAUGCAGUAGAUUCUUUUAAACAGGUUGCAGAUAAUAUAUUUGAAAAGAAACUUGAGUGGGGUGAUGCUCUUACAGCAGAUCAUCUAAGUUACUUGGCUGAGGAGAUCUACAAGAAGCCUGUAAUAAUAUACAACUAUCCAAAAGAAGUUAAGCCCUUUUAUGCUCGCUUGAAUGAUGACAGAAAAACAGUUGCAGCAUUUGAUAUGGUUGUACCAAAGGCUGGAACUUUAAUUUCAGGUAGCCAAAAUGAGGAGCGUUUUGAUAUGUUAAGUUCAAGAAUAAAGGAAUUGGGUUUGCCAAGAGAGCAGUAUGAGUGGUACUUAGAUCUUCGCAGGCAUGGAACAGUCAAGCACUCUGGAUUCAGUCUUGGGUUCGAUCAUAUGGUUCUCUUUGCCACUGGGCUGAAUGAUAUUAGAGAUGUUAUCCCUUUUCCUAGAUGCUGUGGCAAAGCCAACAACUAAUCAGGUUUCAGGCAAAGGAGACAUUUCCUAAAUGAAGAUCCUCUACAUUAAAUUAUUUAUUUGUUAUGGAAUGAAGAAGUCUAAUAAUAUCUUGUGUACAUAUGUGAAAAGUGUAUCCUAUAUUCAGAGUUUAUACUUGUGCAAUUGAAUGCUUGGUUGUUCACAUGAAUGCAUAAAUGUGUAUGACCAAA